Molecule: messenger RNA, 1488 nt
Organism: Saccharomycopsis crataegensis
Lineage: Eukaryota; Fungi; Ascomycota; Saccharomycetes; Ascoideales; Saccharomycopsidaceae
Gene: UBP6
Product: ubiquitin-specific protease UBP6
Exons: 1
Coding region: 1-1488 (495 amino acids)
Biological process (GO): regulation of proteasomal protein catabolic process; protein deubiquitination; proteasome-mediated ubiquitin-dependent protein catabolic process
Molecular function (GO): cysteine-type deubiquitinase activity; protein binding; proteasome binding
Source: RefSeq, a predicted model, not a curated record
AUGUCUGAAUCCUUGCUCCCUGUUGUCAUAAGACAUGCAGGUAAAACCCACAAUGUCAGUGUUGACUUAAACGAACCAGGAAUCUUAUUCAAAUCGCAAAUCUUUUCGUUAACAAAUGUUCCACCAGAGAGACAAAAGGUCUUGGUCAAAGGCGGUCAGUUGAAAGAUGAUACUGAUUUGAAGACUUUAAACCUAAAACCAAAUCAAAGCAUCAUGGUUCUCGGAACUCCUGAUAGUACUGGUAUUCCUCAGAAGCCAAAGGAGAAGAUUGUUUUCCUUGAAGAUUUGGAGAAGCAAGGUAAAUUAACCGAAUUUUCUGCUGAUCCAUUGGGAUUCCAAAAUUUGGGAAACACUUGCUAUUUAAAUUCUACUUUGCAGGCGUUAAACAAUGUUGAUGAAUUGAAAGGUGCUUUACAAAAAUACGAAGGUAAUGAUGCAUUGGUCAAAGAAUUGAAGCAAACCUUCCAGAGACUUCAAAAGGGUAAAAUAUCAGGUAACGGGCGCUACAUUAUUCCUUUAUCUCUCUUAAAUUCUUUGAGAUCUAUUUUCCCGCAAUUCGCUGAACAAGAUAAUCAUGGUUAUAAACAACAAGAUGCUGAAGAAUGUUUCAGUCAAAUCUUAUCCAAUUUGAAGCUGACAUUACCAAAUGAUUUUGUUGACAAAUAUUUUGGCCUAAGAUUUAAAACUUAUCAAAAGUGUCAAGAAAAUGACCCAGAGGAUCAAGAAGUCAUUGGCUAUGAUGAAGGUAUGAAGUUGUCUUGCCAUAUUAAUAUCAACACAAAUUUCUUGAAGACUGGGUUAUCUGAAGGUACCAAGGACAUCAUAACUAAACACAAUCCACAUUUUUCCAGAGAUGCAAACUACGUGAUUGAAAGAAAAAUCACCAGAUUACCUAAGUACUUGACAGUUCAUUUUGUGAGAUUUUAUUGGAAGAGAGAAAUCAGAGCUAAGGCAAAAAUUUUGAGAAAAGUAGCGUUCCCAUUCCAAUUGGAUGUUACAGAUUUAUUGGAUGAAAGCGUUAAACCUACUAAUAUAAAGACAAGGGAUGAAAUAUAUAAAGUUGAGAAAGAGAAGGAAGAUGAAUUCAAGGAACAAAGAAGAGCUAAGAAGAUGAAACCUUCUGAAGAUAGAAGUAGACUUCUUUUAUCUAGCAAAGAAAAGUUUGAGCUUGAAGAAAAAGAAUUUCAAGAGAACGAAAAGAAAUGGUUAGGCGAAUUUUCUAAAGUUUUCCCAGAGGAUCUAGGCGAAGGUGAGGCUCCAUCGCCAUUAUAUGACUUGGUCAGUGUUAUCACUCACAAGGGUGCUUCUGCAGAUUCAGGUCAUUAUCAGGCAUUCACUAGAAACGAAAAGGAUCUCACUGGUAAUAGCUGGUGGUACUUUAAUGAUGAUAAGGUUUUGAAUGUCACCAAAGACAAGAUUGAGUCUUUAGCUGGUGGUGGUGAAAGUGAUAAUGCUUUGAUUUUAAUUUACAAGGCUAGUGGUUUAUGA